Messenger RNA from Cimex lectularius (bed bug), 1235 nucleotides. Its product is annotated as dynein light chain 2, cytoplasmic. Bases 182 to 451 code for a protein of 89 amino acids. The record is from RefSeq and is a predicted model, not a curated record. NCBI's taxonomy places the organism in Eukaryota, Metazoa, Arthropoda, Insecta, Hemiptera, Cimicidae. Gene Ontology annotation, cellular component: cytoplasmic dynein complex. Gene Ontology annotation, molecular function: dynein light intermediate chain binding; dynein intermediate chain binding. The transcript has 3 exons. Gene Ontology annotation, biological process: cilium assembly; microtubule-based process.
AUAAGCUUUAUUGAACAAGGUUUCGGGCAAUCCGCGCCUCUUCUUCCCAACGUAAACCGACGGAUUUUGGUCCGGCUUUUCUCAACGUUUUCACGGCGAUUUCCCAAGUUUUCCACCGGAAAACCGGCCACGGCAAGGGAGAAUCUCGACGAAAGGACAUCAGUGCCAUAUUUUAUCAAAAAUGACUGACAGGAAGGCAGUUAUAAAAAAUGCUGACAUGACCGAAGAGAUGCAGCAGGACGCAGUGGAUUGUGCGACGCAAGCUUUAGAAAAAUUUAAUAUUGAAAAGGACAUCGCAGCGUUUAUCAAAAAGGAGUUCGACAAGAAGUACAACCCGACCUGGCACUGCAUCGUCGGUCGAAACUUCGGCAGCUACGUCACACACGAGACAAGGCACUUCAUCUACUUCUAUCUCGGACAAGUCGCGAUUCUUCUAUUCAAGAGCGGUUGAGAAUCUCACGAAGAUUAAAAGAAAAGAAAAAUCUUUAUCUUUUCAUCACUUUUUCCCCUUUUUCCGUUUAUUAAGUGUAACAAACGAGGUGAUGAUUCAUUCAAAAUCGUAACAACUAAUCUAUUUAUUUUCCGAAAUAUCUCUUUGUCGAUGUUGCCCAGACUUCAAUUUAAAAAAUGUAAUGAACAUUCCUUGCUAACUGUUUCUCCUCUUUCAUGUUUUCCCCUUUGAUUGUUCAGAUUUACAAAGACAAAUCUCGUUGUCUUUGUUACCUUCUUGUUAAAACGUCUUUAUAAGAAAGACUACUUUAUCUUUUAAUUGUUCAGACUUUGAAUUGAAGAUUUUUGUCUAUUUUCUAUCCGAUUGAAAUUUUAUUUUUAUUUAAAAAAACUACAAACUACAUUUUAUUUUUCACUUCUUUUUCUCACGUUGUUCCCCAUUCCAUUGUUGUUUUAUCCGUCAACAUAUUAAUAAUUAUUGUUUGCCAUUAAAAUUUUUAUAUAAGUUGAACUUUAAUUUAGUAAAAAUAAAAAAAGCAAAUUGGCUAUUUUAUUUGAAAAAUAAAAUUAAUCCAAUUUUUAUUAUUAUAUUUACCUCCCAUCCAACAAAUACAUGGUAACCUGAUAUAUUUAUUAUUUGUUACUAAAACGAUUUUUUAAAAAAGCACAAGCAAAACUUAAUUCCAACCUUAACACUAACUUAUGGCCUAAUCUUGCCUUGAUAAUUAAUCACGACCUAUAUAGUUUGUACACAGUUUUAAAUUAAAACUAGGUGGUUGAAUAGA